Porites lobata is the source of this 6334-nucleotide messenger RNA. The record is from the annotation of a GenBank genome assembly. NCBI's taxonomy places the organism in Eukaryota, Metazoa, Cnidaria, Anthozoa, Scleractinia, Poritidae.
CUUUCCUUUUAAAUAGUUAAAAAAGCGUAUAGGAAUUCAAGAACUAUAGUCGCAGCAUAGCUCAUUAGUCCUGAAGGUUACGAGGGGCGAAAACGUCGAAAAUUCUUCAUCAUAAACGUGGCGUGUUCAGCCAGGUCAUUAUUGAAGUCCGACAAAUGGAAACCACAACGAGUGAUCUAAGCGGCGAACCAAGCGAAGGAAGGUAAGCUGUUCAAGUGCAUUUUCCAGAUGUUGAGUAAAUAUAUAAGAAGAGCCGACAGUGUAAUUUCUGUCGUUGAUACUGAUUACAUCGUCGGAAAUUCACUCAAUGAAGUUUUCAAAUCAAGUUUAUCGGAUUACGUUCUGGGCUUACUGUAUCGUACACGAAUACCCGCGUAGACACGGUGAAACUUAUAGACUCAUUAUUAUUUCAUAAUUGGCUCAUAAUCUGACCGCACAAAUCUCAUGGAAGCUUUAAAAUUACCAAUUCCAAAGCGAUGCAUUGGAUAUGAUGCUGUAGCCCUUCGAAGGAUAUUAAAUAUUUCUUUAGUCUGCUGGAAGUCAAUGAGCCUAUAUCGAGGUUACCCUCGAUACUAUUGUUAGCUGUUCGUGGUUUGAUAAAAACGUGUAUCGGAAUUUGUUCCGCAGGCUCUUUGAUAGAUUUAUUAUUUUUAUUUCAUUGUUUUUUGUUUUUGUUUUUUGGGGGCUGUGUGCUUAUUGAUAUGUACUUAUGUAUAUCUGUAUAUAUUUAUGUGUCCCUGUCAAAUCAAAUAUCUCCUUUUAGAAGUGAAUUUAGAUGUGCCUAUUUCUGGAGAUCACUGCAAAAAUCAUUUUUAUUCUUGAGAUUAGUGUGAAAAAAUGGUCACAAAAUGGGAGUUACCCUUUAACUACCCCAUUUUUUUUCACUUCUCAUGAUAAUUAUAUUAAGACAUUAGAAGUUACAAAUUGCCAGUCAAUGGGUCUGGAAAGAGACAGCUGGAUGCGUGAGUAGCCUAUCAUGUCUGUCACUUAAAUUCAAAAUUUAAUGGAUGCGUCAUUACGAAACAUUGGAAAUGGCAAAUGUCAUUAAAUACCGAACACAUUGUGCGCUUUGCCUCGUCGAAGCUUUGGUAUUUGCCAUAAAAAUCAGCAGAAACACGUACUGACUGUAUUUACAUUGAUCUUGCAUUACCGAUGGAAUUGACAGUCAUCUCUUUCUUGUCAGCUGUCAAUAACCAUUGUUGCAGACUGAAAAGUAAUCCAGUUUUCAAAAGCAUACCUCCCAUCUGCCAGCCUCUCUUAGCUAAUACUUUUCUUUGUAAAUAUUUUGGGUUUUUAAGUGUAAAAUGCUCCAAAACAUGACCGCACACCACAUCAAACAACACCUUUGCAUCCGCCGUUUGAAAUCUGCUCCAGGAAAAUAAAUCUAUGCUGCCUGCUUGAUUUGUGCAGGCAACGAUCUGAUUGGUGGUAAUUGACAAUAGCAAGCCCAUGCGUCCAGCCGUCUGUUCGGGGGAGUGUCAGCGUGGGCUCAUUUCCCGAACAGCAGCUGGUAAUUGAGCCUAAAUAAAAGCUUCCAUUUGAGUCAAAGCAGACAACCCCAUUAUAAAAGGCAGGUGUGUCUCUCAGGUGAUGCUUUUCUAGCUGAUUCUUAACUUUGAUGUACUAAUGAGAUGUGGAAAGCUAACAUUUACAUUAUUUUCUUUACAGAUCAUCAGUUCAGGAAAAAUCCUCAGGUAAUAAACCAUGACUCGUUAGCAUUAUAAAUUGGGGGGUUAGUGUGUUAGUGGCACUGGAGAGGCCUAGAGGUGCCAUCCUUCCCCGGUUAAAAGUGGGAAGAAAAAUCCCCUUCCUGGUUCCCCCUACUUCUAUGGAGGGUCCCCAAUAGGGUUCUUCAAUCACGUCAUCAUCCCAACCCAAAGUUUCAUGCAAUCCCAUAAUCCCAAUGGUUAUUUUUGGCAUUCUGCAUUCCCUGCAUGCGUACUUUCAAUCCCAAAUCUUGCCACAGUUUUCGUUAAAAUCCCAAAUCCCACCCUUUAAAAAAGGUAAAUCCCGCAUCCCCAAGAACAGAUUAGGGACCCUUUCUAUGGUGAUAUGUUUGUUCAAUGUUUGCUUACAUUUAUUUUUCAAACUACCCAUGGUAGACCAUAGAUCAAAAAAUUUCGACAAAGACAGAUUUCAGAAGGGUGCUCUGAUACAACAUUUGGAGGUGUGAGCUUUACGUGUUUGGCCAAGUUUGAUUAGUUUCUCUAUUUCUUUGCAGCUGAGAACAGUCCAUCUGUCAGUCCUAAUAAACCUGAGCAACGAAAGGUUGGUGGAAACUAAAUGAGGAAUGUUUGGGAAAGUGCUCAAGUACUUAAUCCCCCUCAUACAUUUCUUGCAGUGCUAACAAUAAGUGUUUUAUUUUAUUUUUUGUUUAUUUUUAUUUUUAUUUUUUUUCAAGUAUCUUUGCUAAUCAUUUCCUCUUCUCCUGGUCUUAAUAUUAUUGUUCAAAAGGAUGAUAGCUCUAUCCACUGGAUAAAUAGCGAAAGAUUUGAGUUAGCGAGGUUCAAGUUAUCGGGAGUCAACUGUAGAUGACACAGUGUAGUCCACCAGCAAUGAACAUGCUGCCUAUUUUGUCUUUAAUUUACAGCCUAUAUUUACCAAAGGAAAGAAACGGAAAAAGCCUGACAAGGACUUAAAUGCACCUAAAGCUCCUCUGACAGGAUAUGUUAGGUUUCUAAAUGAACACCGUGAAAAAGUGAGAGCUGAAAAUCAAGAUCUUCCAUUUCAUGAAGUUACGAAAAUCCUUGGAAAUAUGUGGAGUCAACUGCCUUCUAAUCAAAAACAGGUAUUGUUUGGAGUGUUAAAACUGUUCUGUUGCACAAAGAUCUUACAAUCUAGGAGUAUUGGUAAGUUGUUAGUCUGCAACCAAGGUCUCCCUCCAUUUGGAAAUCACAAGAGUCAAAGAUUACGUGCAAGUGUGCCACAAAAAAGUACAGUGGGUCAAGCAAGGAGAGCUUGAUUACCAUCAGCCUCUUGCAAUUCCCAAAUGGAGCACUAGUCUGUUGUAGUUCUUCAUUUAUACUCUUGGAUAGGGAGAGAAAGUGUAGUCAAGCAAAGUGUCUUGUCCACGAGAGGGUUACAAUGCAACAUUACAGUCAAGUUUUAAAACACUGACUUCUAGAUCAGGAGACUAUGUACAAGCUACAGCACCAGACUAUCAUGCCUCCAUAUGCAUGGAGAGGGGGUGGGUGGGAGGGGUAACAAGGAGGUCCAAACCUGCCAUACCUUGCAUUCCUGCUGUCCUGCCCCUUUCUCCUUUCCUUCCUCUGUUAAGCCCUUUUUCGAUUGCAAAGGUAUUAAUUAUAAAUAUGCAUUGUUAGAUAAUUUCCCCUUGUUUCUCCUGCUUCCCAACCUAUUAGAACUCCCACCUCCUGCCCUUUACUCUCCUCCCCGCCAUCCUUCUCCUUUCCCCUAUUUGUCUAGCUUCCCACCCUGUCUUCCUGCUGGUGCUCUCCCACAUUCAUCAAAGCAUAGUUAUUAAAGUGGAAUGGUUAUGAAGCCUGUUGGAUCUCUUUGUUUUAAGUGCUUUGUCAGCUUUUUUGAACUUGAGGGUGCACAAUGUUCAAGAGCAUUCCUAUCAUUUUGAUCUUUUCCACCAGUAAAAAUUUGGCAUUAAUUUAUACAGGACACAAUUUGUGAACAAAAAAGAAAGAAUUGUGCACCAUCAGGGAACUUCCAACUUAAAAUGCAACACCGUUGUAUUUAUCUUUGAAGCUUGCUGGCUUUCAUAGCCCGUCUUCUCUACUAUGAUCAAUGCCACCACUGAUAAAACAAUUACUUCACUAAGAAACUGAAGCUUGCUGUCUGCUCAUUAUGCAUGCUCAUACUUGGACCUUUUCAAUCGAAUUUAGAGUUACCUAGAAGAAGCAGAGAAGGACAAGGAAAGAUACAUGAAGGAGUUGGAACUUUAUCAGCAAACUGAUGCUUACAAGAAUUUUGUCGCCAGACAAAAGGCUUUGAAAAAAGGUUAACGUCUUGUAGUAAUAGUCUUCCAUCUUGUUUUGAUCCAAGUCAGGAAUAAGGAACAAACUUGUAGUAACUUUCUAGUAUCAGAUUCUGUAAAGUAAAAAAAAGAACCGUUCUAACCAUAAAAGAUUUGAAAAUGAUGUCUCGGAUUGGUGACAGCCUUGUGAUGGUUCUUUAUACACAUAAGUAGGAAAAUUCAAAACCAGUGCAUGUUAUUUUAUUGAGUUUUGGUUUUGCUUGCCAGGGAGUUUGAGCAAUCUACAAUUGGCAACAAAAUUAGUUGAAACACUUUGUCAGAAAAAAGCUUUUCUGACAUUUUACUGAGUUAAAAAGGGGAAAGUAAAGCUUUUCCUCCCCUAUCCCUUCCAUGCAAUGUUGCACCGUUGUUCAAGCUACCUGUGAAAAACAACAAACACCCCAAUUUCGAAUGGAAGGGAUGGGGAAGGGGUGUGGAUUUUUUGUUCUCUGAAGUUACCCUAUUUGAGUACAAUGUCUCAACAAUUUUGUUUGCCGAUUGUAGCCUCUUUGCAAACUUUAGAACAUGUGAGAUUUGUGGAGCUCUCGAAGUGCAACACAUUUUUACUGUUUAUCAUGUGUGAAUAAAGAAUUCUCCUGCAUUCUGCCCCAAUGACCUUAGAAUUUAAAGUUUGUGGUUACAUAAAGUACUUUGUAUAUCAUGAUACCUUGUAAUAAAUCUCUGAAUAAAACUAGAUAUUAACCAUUUACCAACUGCAAAGAUUUGUACCUAGACAUUAAAUUCUUGUACGUUUGGCUUCUACAUAGGUUCUGGUGAUGGUGUCAAUGGAACACAGGUAAGAAUGUCUGUGGUUUUGUAACACUCCAAAGUUGUCCUAUUGUCAAUGGGGUUGUUGUGAAUUUGGCUAAAAGUUGGACUGGUUUGACAUGUAGUUAGGUAGAUAUUAGAGAAAGGGACAUUAGAAGCUUCAUUAAGUAGAAUAAUUCUUAAACAGAGUGCCAUGUUUAGGUCAAGUAAAAAAGUUUUGUUGAGGAAGUCAAUGUCAUAUCAACCUCUCUGGCUAAACUAAGGUUAUUUAAAUCAUGAGUCUAAGGUUAGUGAAGUCAAGUUUUUGGGAUUUGAAAGACCUCACCGUAUUUAUAACUUCGUAUUAAAGAGUUUCUGUCCUGUUUGUGUGUGAUUCUUUUACAUCUAGCGUUUGAUCUUUUAGUUUAUUCAGUCUUUAAUCUGCCUGUUCUUUUUAUUUUACCAGGGAGGAAAUGAUGACUUGUUCUGCAGCGCAUGUAAUUUAUACUUCAACUCACCCCAUAACAAACGCGAACACAUGUCUGGGAAGAAGCACUUUGCAGUCAUAUCCUCACAAAUGAACAGAGCUGAGAAACAACAAGGAGAAAAAACAACAAACGGAAAAGAUAUGCCACAAGUGAAAAAAGUGGAUGAAUCUACAGAAUCACAGUCACUACAGGUUCCACUGGAUGGUGAUAUUCCCAUAUUUACAGAGGAAUUUCUAAAUUACAACAAAGGUAAUGGUAACAUUUGAAUUCCAGGAAACUCUCUGUAAAAAAAGAAAAGGUGGAAACUAGACGUAGUUAUCUUCAACCAAACUUAGAACUUUUCAGAUUUAAUUUCCUUUCUUUUCUUUUAAGCUUAGAAUACAUGGUUUUGUUAUAACAUUUUUGCUGUAAAACAUUUUCAUGAUUUUGUACAUGUUUGAUUCCAGAAAAGUUCUAAGAACUUCAGAGAAAAUUAUUCCUAACAAAGCCCUCUUGAGUGGGCUCCAGUGACUAGUGCUGUUUUACUCUUUGCUAUACACCCUUCUUGGCAAUACUUGUAGCUAAUGAAUUAGUUAGGUAUGCAUAUUUUUUUCUAGCUAAUGAGUUGAUCAAAAGACGUAACUAGAAGUCUAACCUACCUCCUAGCCCCUCAUUAUUUUUGAUCAAGCAAAUCAUGAAAUGUGCAGUACCUUGUGGAAUAGCGGGUAUAUCUUUCAUCCAGUGAUCUUAGUUCUGUUCUGUUUUUUUAAUUUCAGCUCGUGAAAAUGAACUGAGGAAGUUAAGAAAGGUUAACACAGAGUUUGAGGAACAGAAUGCCAUACUUAGUAAACACAUAGAAAACAUGAAGAAAGGCAUUGAUAAACUGGAAGGUGAAAGAAAGGAGCAACAAAGUGAAAUUAGUGCUUUACAGAGACAUCUUGCCAAGUUGCGACAAAUAAUCUCUCGUAGCUUUGCUGACGUUCAAAUCCCAGGAGAAAAGGAUCCCAUAACACUGGAAUCUGUUGAUGCAUUUGUAGGAAAGCUACAGCACUAUAUUCAGGAAAAUAGCAAAGAGAAUUUGGAAUUAACAGCUAAGAUAAAAGACGUCAUUGCUUCUCUGGACUACCCUAAGUAA